Molecule: messenger RNA, 9593 nt
Organism: Diprion similis
Lineage: Eukaryota; Metazoa; Arthropoda; Insecta; Hymenoptera; Diprionidae
Gene: kl-2
Product: dynein axonemal heavy chain 2
Exons: 48
Coding region: 1-9534 (3177 amino acids)
Biological process (GO): microtubule-based movement
Cellular component (GO): dynein complex
Molecular function (GO): dynein light intermediate chain binding; minus-end-directed microtubule motor activity; dynein intermediate chain binding
Source: RefSeq, a predicted model, not a curated record
AUGUCCAACUUCAUUUUAUACUAUGGCCGCAGAGGCGAAUUUGUCCGCUAUAGCGUGCGCUCGAAAAAGCCUUUGGAAUACUCAUUUAAAUUGUCACCUCACAGUACUAUACGUAAAAAUGGAUUCAAUGCGUGGUGUUUGUGGGAAAUAGGGCUGCCUCAAGUCAUAGCAAUUGCACGAAUUUUCAUGAGGUUAAGAAAUACACAAAAAGCAUCACCAAUGAAAUAUUUCAAUCAUAAUACAGCAUUUCCUGAGCAAUUUGAUACUGGAAUGUCUCAUAAUUAUAAUGGUUUGAAAAACAUCAACGAAGUAUGGAAAAAAAUGAUGCUCGAAAUGGUUCCGUACAAAGAUCAGGGGAUAUUUAAACUCAAAACAGUUGACGAUAUCACUCAAGCAUUAGAAGAUCAUCAGAUUCAGUUAUCCGCCAUGAAAUCCACGAGAUUUGUUGAACCUUUUGCGGUAGAAGUGGAUUAUUGGGAAAGAGCACUAUCUGACGUAAAUGAGAUAUUGGACGCAGUUCUCUUGGUACAACGAAGCUACAUGUAUCUCGAUAAUAUAUUUUACUCGGAAGAUAUCAGAAAACAACUACCCAAAGAGACGGACGACUUUGACAAGAUAACUGUGACGUGGAUAGAAGUCAGCGGGCGCAUAGCAGCUAACGGGCUUGCUUUGAAAGCAACACGCGACCCACCUGAUCUCUUGAAUAGAUUGAACAAACUGAAUGAUGAAUUAGAUGGAAUUCAACAUGCUCUUGAUACAUAUCUAGAAACAAAACGACAUGUUUUUCCGAGGUUCUAUUUUAUAUCAAAUGAUGAUCUCCUUGAAAUUCUGGCAAACUCUAAGAAGCCUGAACUAAUUCAACCGCACGUCAAGAAGUUAUUUGAAAAUAUUAAGUCUCUGAAAAUUGCCAAGCAACAUCUGACGAAUAAACAAGCUAUUGAAGGCAUGACUUCAUCCGAAGGCGAGUAUGUUGAGUUUUUGUCCACUACGACACUGGAGGGACCAGUGGAAAUAUGGUUAUGCGAAGUCGAAACAGCUAUGCGGCUUUGUCUUAGAGAAGUAUUACGACAAUGUCGGAUAGCUUUAAGAAAAAUGUUGGCGAAACGUGAUAGGUGGGUCAAGGAAUGGCCCGGUCAACCUGGGAUCACUUCGACUCAAAUUCAAUGGACCACUGACUGUACACGAACACUUUUACAUUGCAAAUUACUUGAAUCCAAGAAACCAUUGAAAAGACUAAAGAAAAAACAAAAUCAAGUACUGACAAAGUAUUCUGAGGCCGUUCGUGGAAAUCUGAAUAAACUGCAACGUUUGAAGUUGAAAGCAUUAGUUGUAAUAGAAAUCCAUGCCAGGGAUGUGAUUGAAAAAAUGUACAAAAUGAACUGUAUGGAUGUCUCCGCAUUUGAAUGGCUCUCUCAACUACGUUUUUACUGGGAUCGAGAUAUUGAUGAUUGCAUAGUUCGUCAGACAAACACGUCUUUCGUUUACGGAUACGAAUAUCUCGGAAAUUCCGAACGCCUUGUCAUCACUCCGUUAACUGAUCGUUGUUAUAUAACCUUGACAACUGCGCUGCAUCUUCACCGUGGUGGUAGUCCAAAGGGCCCAGCAGGGACCGGAAAAACUGAAACAGUAAAGGACUUGGGUAAAGCCUUAGGAUUCAAUGUGAUAGUACAAAACUGCUCCGAAGGCUUGGAUUACAAGAGCAUGGGUCGACAAUUUUCUGGACUCUCCCAAACAGGAGCUUGGGGUUGCUUCGAUGAAUUUAAUAGAAUAAAUAUAGAAGUGCUUUCUGUUGUGGCACAACAGAUACUGUCAAUAUUAACUGCUCUGGCACAAAAAUUAGUACGCUUUACAUUCGAAGGAAGUGAAAUUAGUCUUGUACAUACUUGUGGAAUAUUCAUUACAAUGAAUCCUGGUUAUGCCGGACGCACCGAACUUCCAGAUAAUCUUAAAUCCAUGUUUCGCCCAAUAUCUAUGAUGGUGCCAGAUAGCAGCAUGAUUGCUGAAAUCAACCUGUUUGGUGAAGGUUUUCAAAAUACGCGUGUUUUGGCUAAAAAAGUAUUUACUCUGUACACCUUAGCUCAACAACAACUCAGCAAACAAUUCCACUAUGAUUUUGGUCUGCGAGGAAUAGUGACGUUAACUCGCUAUGCUGGAAAAAAAAGAAGAUUGUAUCCAAAUCUCCCAGAUGAAGAGGUUAUCAUUUUGGCUAUGAAAGAUAUGAAUAUUGCGAAACUGACCACAGAUGAUCUACCACUCUUCAUCGGAAUUACCUCAGAUCUAUUCCCUGGUGUUGAAGUUCCAAGUGUAGAUUAUGAAAAAUUAAUAAGUGAUAUUACUGCCCAGAUACUGCAAUUGAAACUACAGGUCAUUCCAAUUACAAUUACAAAAGUUAUUGAACUUUACGAAACAAAAAAUUCUCGACAUUCCACCAUGAUCGUCGGACAAUCGAAUACAGCCAAGUCAGUGACAUGGAAGCUGCUAAAGAACACUUUGUCACAAAUGAAAAAAGAUGGGAAGUCUGGUGCCAAUCUUGUGUUUGAGUAUCCAAUCAACCCAAAAGCUUCAAGUCUUGGUGAGUUGUACGGAGAAUACAACCUGUUGACUGGUGAAUGGUCUGACGGUGUGAUAUCUUCGAUCAUGCGGAAGACAUGUGCAGAGGAUACUCCAGAUGAGAAAUGGAUACUUUUUGAUGGUCCUGUUGAUGCUGUUUGGAUCGAAAAUAUGAAUAGUGUGAUGGAUGAUAACAAGAUCCUUACACUUGUCAACAAUGAUCGAAUCACGAUGCCCGAACAAGUAUCACUGUUGUUUGAAGUCCAAGACUUAGCUGUAGCAUCGCCGGCAACAGUGUCAAGAGCUGGAAUGGUUUAUAAUGAUUAUAAAGAUCUCGGAUGGCGUCCGUAUGUAGCCUCAUGGAUGCAGCAAUACGAAGACAAACCGGAGUAUCAAGAAGAGUUAAACCAGUUGAUGGAUCGUUUCGUGGAUUCGACGUUGAACUUCAAGCGUUCGAAAUGCGAAGAAACUGUGCCUGUACCAGAGUUGAAUUUGGUUCAAUCUCUCUGUAAGCUUUUAGAAGUAUUAGCCACGCCGAAAAAUGGUGUGGAAAUGGGUGAAGACCCUGAUGCUUACAGUACUGUGUGCAAAAUGUGGUUCUUAUUUUGUAUGAUAUGGUCACUUUGCGCUACAGUAAAUGAGGAUGGUCGACAAAAAAUGGACAAUUUUGUAAGAGAAAUGGAAGGGAGUUUUCCAGUAAGAGAUACAGUAUAUGAAUAUUACGUCGAUGUUCGACAACGCGGUUUCGUUUGUUGGGAAGACCGACUCUCUCCAACAUGGAAGUAUCUGACAGGGAUUCCCUUUCACAAAAUCGUAGUUCCUACGGUGGACACAGCUCGAUAUGAUUAUAUAGUGAGCAUGCUGUUAUCGCACGGGUUUCCUGUCCUCCUUGUUGGGCCGGUGGGCACAGGGAAAACAUCUACAGCUCAAUCUGUACUUGAAGCCUUAAACCCGAGAAAGUAUUCGUUGUUGACCGUCAAUAUGUCUGCGCAAACAACUUCGAACAAUGUCCAGGAAGCUAUAGAAUGUAAGGUUGAAAAACGAACGAAAGGUGUGUACGUUCCAUUCGCUGACAAGACUAUGAUCACAUUUAUGGAUGACUUCAAUAUGCCAAUGAAAGAAAUCUAUGGUUCUCAGCCUCCCUUGGAAUUGAUACGUCAGUGGAUAGGAUACGGAUUUUGGUACGAUCGACAAAAGCAAACUCGAAAAUACAUUCGAAAGAUGCAAUUAUUGGCUGCAAUGGGACCACCCGGAGGUGGUCGUAAUUCUAUCACAAAUCGGUUACUCACUAAGUUCAAUGUGAUUAAUAUGACAUUUCCGGCAGAAAAGCAGAUAAUUCGCAUUUAUGGCACAAUGCUGAAUCAGCAACUACAUGAAUUCCACAAUGAGGUCAAAUCACUGGCAAGUGACAUAACAUCUGCGACCAUUGAUAUGUAUACCAAUGUCAUUCAAAAGAUGUUACCUACACCAGCAAAAAUGCACUACUUAUUCAACCUGCGAGACAUAUCCAAGAUUUUCCAAGGUUUACUGCGCAGUCACAAAGAUUAUCAGUAUUCAAAGCAAACAUUCUUACGCUUGUGGAUUCAUGAGGCAUUCAGAGUAUUUUACGAUCGACUGAUUGAUGAAAGAGACGGAGAGUGGUUCAUAAAUGAACUCAACGAGCAACUGGGUAAACGUUUCGAGCUAACGUUUGGGAAUUUGUGCCACGAUAAACGAAGCCCCGUAUUCGGAGGAUUUAUGAAUGCAUGGGAUAUCUAUGAAGACUUGUUGGAUUUGGGUGCCGUGCGAACUCACAUAGAGAACCAAAUGGACGAAUAUAACGCUUCACCCGGAAUAGUUCGUCUGGAUUUGGUAUUAUUCCGUGACGCUAUAGAGCAUAUUUGUCGGAUCGUACGUGUAAUAUCUCAGCCUCGUGGAAAUAUGCUUCUAAUCGGUAUCGGUGGAAGUGGAAGACAAUCUUUGGCUCGUGUUGCGGCAUAUAUGUGUGAACUGACCACUUUUCAAGUGGAAAUUACAAAAAAUUACAGAGUUGGAGAAUUUCGAGAAGAUUUGAAGACCUUGUACACUCUAGUAGGCGUUGAGAAUAAAUCCACCAGCUUUCUUUUCAAUGAUACCCAAGUGUCGGAAGAACAGUUUCUGGACAUCAUCAACAACAUGUUGAGUACGGGAGAGGUAGCAAAUCUGUAUAAAUCAGACGAAAUGGAAAAUAUUAAAAGCAGACUUUCGAAGGAGGCAAUAAAAGCUGGUUAUCUGCCAACGACAGAAGCUGUGUAUCUGUAUCUGAUUGAGAGAGUACGAGCCAAUAUGCAUAUUGUCUUAUGUAUGAGUCCAAUCGGCAGUGCAUUUAGAAACAGAUUACGGCAAUAUCCAUCUCUGAUCAAUUGUACUACUAUCGAUUGGUUCCUUGAGUGGCCCAGAGAUGCAUUACUUGAAGUUGCUAACAAAUUUCUGAAAGACUUCAACCUCAUUCGUACCAUCACUGGCGAGGACAGAGUGGUAAUAAGAAAUAGUUUGCCAAUUUUACGAACCGUGACGACAGUGCAUCAUGGAAUCGCAUCAGCCUUCUCUUUAAUCCACAAUUCGGUAUCCCAAUUCUCCAAACGAAUGGCAGAUGAAAUGAAACGCUAUAACUACGUGACUUCUACAAAUUAUCUGGAGCUGGUAGCAGGAUAUAAAGAAAUGUUGGUGGAAAAGCAGGGAGAGCUUGCCGAACAGUCUAAUAAACUUCGAAAUGGCCUGUUUAAAAUUGAUGAUACCCGUACAAAAGUGACCGAAAUGGCAGCGGCACUUGAAAUAACUCAGGAGCAGGUUCUCACUUCUACAAAAGAGUGUGAGGAGUUCUUAGUGGCAAUAGUGAAUCAACGACGGGAUGCUGAUGAGACUCAAAAAGCUGUUACGGCGAAAUCCAUUCGGAUAACAGAAGAGUCAGAAGAAUGUAAGAAACUCGAAGCAAUUGCUCGGGCCGAUCUUGCUACAGUGGAACCAGCCCUUGCUGAAGCAAUGAAGGCACUCGAUGCCUUGAACAAGAAGGAUUUAUCGGAAAUAAAAUCAUUUACUCGGCCACCUGCAAAAGUAGAAAUGGUGAUGGAAGCUGUUAUGAUAUUGAAGUGUUCCGAACCGUCGUGGGCUGAAUCUAAAAGGCAACUUGGGGAUGUGAAUUUCUUGAACACGUUGCGAGAUUUUGAUAAGGAUCACAUAUCAGACAAGACAUUGAAAACGAUAGGCCGAUACACAGCUAAUCCAGAUUUCGACCCCAUAAAAGUGGGAAUUGUAUCUGUUGCUGCUAAAUCGUUGUGUAUGUGGGUCAUAGCCAUGGAAAAAUAUGGAAAACUUUACAGAAUUGUAGCGCCUAAAAGAGAAAAACUGGAAUCUGCAUUAGAGUCUUUGCGACAAAAAGAAUCCGCAUUGGCUGAGGCAAAGGCUCAGUUGCAAAAAUUACGUGAAGAAUUAGACGUCUUACAACAAACUUAUGAUCAAAAAAUGAAGGAAAAAGAAGAUCUCAUCACUCAGGCUGAGUUGCUGAAAUUAAAACUGGAACGGGCCGCUAUGCUGGUGGAUGGUCUCUCUGGAGAACGUAUCCGAUGGCAGGAAACAGUGCUCAUUCUGGAAAAAUUAUUUGAUCGGCUUCCUGGCGAUUGCCUCAUAUCAACGGCAUUCAUAUCAUAUUUAGGGCCAUUUGUUUCUAAUUAUCGAGAAGAUCUAGUUGGCAUGUGGAUGGAAGAGGUCAUAGAGAUGGAAAUUCCCCAUUCUUCUACGUUGGAUAUUAAAGAUUUUCUUACUGAUCCCACAACGAUUCGAGAGUGGAAUAUUCAAGGGCUGCCGUCUGAUGACUUCAGUACUGAGAACGGGAUUAUAAUUACCAAAGGUGGACGUUGGCCUCUUGUCAUUGACCCACAAAGUCAAGCAGUCAAAUGGAUCAAGAAUAUGGAAUCAAGAAAUGACUUGAAAGUGAUUGACUUCGGCCAGCUUGACUUCAUGAAGACUCUAGAACAGGCAAUUCAAUUUGGGGACCCAAUCUUACUUCAAAAUGUUGGAGAAAUUUUGGAUCCAGCUUUGAAUCCCAUACUUCAAAAAGCUUUCAUCAAAUCAGGUGAUUCCAUCAUGAUCAAGUUCAACGAUAAAAUAAUCAACUACAAUAACAAGUUCAGAUUGAUUAUUACUACGAAACUUCCAAAUCCUCAUUACGCUCCUGAAGUAUCAACCAAAACUACAUUAUGCAACUUUGCUAUUAAAGAACAAGGUUUGGAAGCUCAGCUCUUAGGAAUUGUCGUGAGAAAAGAAAAACCACAAUUAGAAGAACAAAAGGAUAACCUUGUGAUAACAAUAGCUGCUGGAAAACGCACUCUCAAGGAUCUCGAAGAUAAAAUUCUCUCGCUACUGGGAAUCUCGUCUGGAUCAUUGCUUGAUGAUUUGGAUCUGUUAAAUACGUUACAAGUUUCCAAAGUGACAUCAAUAUCUGUUCAACAAUCAUUAGUCACUUCAGAAGAAACAGAGGUAGAGAUAGAUGCAGCACGAGAAGGAUAUCGUCCAUGUUCAAAGCGAGCAGCUAUACUGUUUUUCAUUCUCAAUGAUAUGAGUCACAUCGAUCCAAUGUACCAAUUUUCUCUGGACGCAUACAUUUUUCUAUUUAUGGUUUCCAUCGAUAAAAGUCAAAAAAGCCCUAAGUUGGCUGAUCGGAUUAGUAUUUUGAACGAAUACCAUACAUAUGCAUUAUACAGGAACACUUGCCGAGGUCUUUUUGAACAACACAAGUUAUUAUUUUCGUUCAGUACGUGCAUCAAAAUUUUGGAUGCUCAAGGAAAAGUUAUGCAGGGUGAAUACGCUUUCUUAUUGAAAGGAGGUAUCGUUGUCGACAAAGAAAAUCAACCUGAUAAGCCUGUAACAUGGUUAACUGAUGAAUCUUGGGAUAACAUCACUGAGCUGGAUAAGAUUCCAGGAUUUCAUGGUGUGGCGGUAUCCUUCGAACAAUUCCCAAGGGAAUGGCAUAAUUGGUAUAUGAACGCUGAGCCAGAAACCGCUCCACUGGUAGGGGAUUGGGACGACACUUGCAAUGAGUUCCAACGAAUGUUAUUCGUACGGAGUUGUCGUUCCGAUAGAAUUUCGUUUUGCAUUACAUCAUUCAUUGUGAAUAAUCUUGGGCAACGAUUUGUGGAACCACCCGUACUUGAUAUGAAGGCAGUGCUGGAAGAUUCCACUGCGCAAACUCCAUUGAUUUUUGUCUUAUCUCCUGGCGUUGAUCCAACCAGUACUUUAAUGCAACUUGCUGAUAACCAGGACAUGUCCGCCAAAUUCAUGACAUUGUCACUAGGCCAAGGCCAGGCACCCAUCGCAACGAAAAUGAUACAACUUGGUGCCCUAGAAGGAGCCUGGGUGUUUCUAGCGAAUUGUCAUUUGUCUCUUAGUUGGAUGCCAAAAUUGGACAAAAUUGUAGAAACACUUCAAACGAGCACAGUAUUACAUCCCAAGUUCAGACUUUGGCUGAGUUCCAGUCCUACUCCGGAAUUUCCUAUAUCUAUUUUACAAGCUGGAAUAAAAAUGACAACAGAGCCACCCAAGGGAAUAAAAGCUAACAUGAAACGUCUUUACCAUUUAAUAACAGAAACUCAAUUUGAUAUGUGUGCUGCAAAGGCAAAAUAUAAGAAGCUGCUGUUUGCUCUGGUCUUUUUCCAUUCAGUGCUUCUAGAGCGAAAAAAGUUCCAACAGUUAGGAUGGAACGUCAUAUAUAGCUUUAACGACUCCGAUUUUGAGGUAUCGGAAAAUCUACUGCAAGUGUAUUUAGAUGAGUAUCUCGAAACACCGUGGGAUGCUUUAAAAUAUCUCAUAGCUGGCGUCAACUACGGAGGCCACGUAACAGAUGAUUGGGACCGUCGCUUAUUGAUGACAUACGUUCAGCAAUAUUUUUCAGUUGACUUGUUAAACACACCAUUUUAUCGCCUUUCUUCACUAUCAACCUAUUACGUUCCUCGGGAUGGAUCACUCGAGUCAUAUAGAGAUUUCAUAGCCGUACUGCCAAGUACCGAUAAGCCGGAGACUUUUGGCCAGCAUCCGAAUGCUGAUAUCACUUCUCUUAUAAAUGAAACAAAAAGCAUGUUUGAUACUCUGAUGAGCCUGCAAGUUCAAGCAGUUUCGGAAGUCGGUAGCACGAACAAGGAAGACAAGGUCAUGCAACUGGCACUGGAUAUUUUUACAAAAAUACCAAAUUGUAUUGACUACGAAACAACAGAUAAAUUGAUAGGCCCCAUAAAAACCCCACUGGACGUUGUACUGUUACAAGAAAUCAGUAGAUACAAUGCACUGCUCGCCCAAACGCGGCUGAGCUUGAGUGACUUACAACGUGCGAUAAAGGGAUUAGUUCUUAUGUCCACUGAAUUGGAAGAAAUAUUUAUCUGCAUAUAUGAAGGACGCGUUCCAACACCCUGGCUUGCAACAUAUCCUUCAUUGAAACAACUUGGUUCCUGGACAAGAGACCUCAAACAUCGUGUAGAACAUUUUUCAAAAUGGGCAGAAGCGACUCAUCCACCGAUACUGUUUUGGCUGGCAGCAUAUACUUUUCCAACUGGAUUUCUCACAGCAGUCUUACAAACGUCAGCAAGAUUGUGGAAUGUUUCAAUCGACUCUCUAUCAUGGGAUUUCACUGUUUUCUCCGUCGAUGAUAGUUCACUUGUUGAGCCACCCACGGACGGUGUGUAUAUUCGAUCGACAUACUUGGAAGGUGCUGGAUGGGACAAAAGGAUUGGGAUGUUGACUGAACCCACGCCAAUGCAACUUGUGUUUAAUAUGCCCGUCAUAUAUUUCAGACCUAUGGAAAUACUUAAGAAGAAAACAAGGGGAUUGUACAGUUGCCCUUGCUAUUACUACCCACAAAGAUGUGGUGGGCAAGGGAGAUCAUCGUUUGUUGUGGCUGUUGAUUUGAAGGCAGGACCUGAGGGACCAGAUUUUUGGAUCAAACGAGGGACUGCACUUUUAUUAAGUCUUGCCGUAUGAUUUCCUACACUGUUAUUGGUUCGGUUGAUAGAUGAAGAAAAUUAAAUUUCCCAAGGUGA